Molecule: messenger RNA, 1698 nt
Organism: Exophiala spinifera
Lineage: Eukaryota; Fungi; Ascomycota; Eurotiomycetes; Chaetothyriales; Herpotrichiellaceae
Exons: 7
Coding region: 1-1698 (565 amino acids)
Biological process (GO): nucleobase transport; transmembrane transport
Cellular component (GO): plasma membrane
Molecular function (GO): nucleobase transmembrane transporter activity
Source: RefSeq, a predicted model, not a curated record
AUGGCCGCCCUUCGAAAGAUUCAGCGUAAAGUCGAGUUGCACCAAGGCAGCGACGAUAUUCCGCCCAACCGCUGGCAGAAUCGAGACUUGAUACCCCUUCCGCCUUCCCGGCGACAAUGGCGAGAUCUUGACUUCAUUGGCCUCUGGAGCACAGUCUUCCUGACCGUCUACGGGUGGCAGGCAACUGCCUCCGUACUCUCCUUCGGCCUGAAUGUGUGGCAGUCAAUCAUCUGUACGAUUAUAGCGCGAGUCAUCCAGCUUGCUGUUGUUCUCAGCCUUGGCUGGAUGGGUGGCGUAUGGCACAUUGGAUAUACUGUACAGUCCAGAUUCACUUUUGGUGUCUGGGGCUCGUAUUUCCCCAUAUUGAUCCGUGUGGGAAAUUUCGUAGUCUGGUACGGCAUUCAAAGCUUCACUGGAGGCCUACUUGUCAGUACAAUUCUCUCGACCAUAUUUCCCUCUUACCAGCACAUGAAGAACACGCUUCCCGCGUCAGCUUCGAUGACAACGAAGCAAUUUGUGGGCUUCGUUCUAUACAACAUCAUUGCAAUUCCAAUGUUGUAUUUCCCACCUGACCGGCUCCGUGUGCCUCUGAAGGUUGCAUUGGGGAUAAGUGCUUGCACCAUUUUCGGGCUGUCGAUUGGCUUGAUGGCGGCGGCGCAUGGAGUGGGUAACUAUAUUUCCACCAAGACGACGGCCAAGGCAGGCUCUGAGCUGGGUUGGGCGUUUGUUCACGGCAUUACUGCUCUUGUAGGCGGCAAUGCGGUGGGAAUGACCAGCCAAACCGAUUUCUCACGGUUUGCCCGGCACCCGAGGGACCAGGUAUUGGGCCAGUCCUUUGGGGAACUGUUCUUUGGAGUCGUCGUUCCUGUCUUUGGUGUGCUGGGUACCUCAGCCGCCGGCAAGAUGUACGGAGAUGUCAAUGAACUGGGUUUAUGGAAUCCACCCAACAUCGUACAGCUGUGGCUGGACACCGACUAUCAUAACCCGAAGUUACGUGCGGCAGCAUUCUUCACCGCCCUCGGCCUGUUGGCAAACAUUAUGGCCCUGAACUCGGUUGAGAACGGUGUCUCGGGAGGUAUGGAUUUUGCUGGACUGUGCCCAAAGUACAUCAAUAUUCGCCGGGGAUCCUACCUCAUUGCCGUCAUCUCGAUACUGCUCAAUCCCUGGCAAAUCCUGGCGAAGGCUUCUACAUUCACUGCAGCACUUAGCAGUUUCGGAGUUGUCCUAGGGCCCAUGAUGGGUGUCUUCACAUCGGAAUACUACAUGGUUCGUAAACAAAGAGUCAAACUCAGCGACCUGUACCACAGCGACCCUAGAGGCAUAUACUACUUCUGGAGAGGCAUUAAUAUUCGCGCCUAUGUCUCGGCUACAGUUGGAAUUGCCCCCUUUAUCGGUGGCAUGGCAUCAGUUAACCCAAAUAACAACAUUCCGAUUGGGUUGACACGAACAUUCUACCUCGGCUUCAUAGCAGGCUACGUUAUUUCCUUCCUUACCCAAUGGGGACUGAAUGUUGCCUUCCCACCCGCUGGGCAAGGAGAAGUUGACGAAUAUGACACAUUUGGUACUUUCACAGAGGAUGAGGCUCACAAGCUCGGUAUUAAGACAAACUUGGAAGCUGGAGAUGUACUCGAACAGAUAAACCUCGAGGCAUUGAAUAAGAAGGAUCGGUUAGGUGAAGGUAGGAGCGUAGCCUCCUGA